CUCCCGCGCGCCAAACCGGCACUCAUUCACAAAUCGCAAGUUAUACAUGACAAAACAUUAGUUCGUGGCAAUGAUCUACGCUCUCAUGCAUUACCUUGAAAUAGUGGAAACUGAAUACAAUAACAAACAGUGGUGGUAUAGUGACAACUGGUGUGACAGUCAUUCCCCGCGCUUUGAGCAUCAGCAGAGAUAACACUAGUCCUUCGGCACAGUGCAUUGAUUAAAAGAGUUUCGCGGUUCCUGACGAGCAAACGCAUUCAGUCAAUUUGAAGAGAACGACGUUAGCAGACGAAUAGACAAGACACGUUUUAAGAAGUUAUAGAAAGAAGACAUUUCCAUAAUGGCAACUGUACAAGCCGCGCCUUCGAGCCUGCCUACUCCGAUCCCCAAACAGGAGAGCAAAGAUCUGGACAUCAUGGCGCUCACCAUGGCUGCGCUCCGACUGGUCAACCCUUGGACCGUCGAGAAAAAGGCCGACAAAUGGUCGGACAGUUCUGAACCCGGGGCGCCCGAUGCGAAAGACCGCAUCAUCUCCCUGGAAGAAGUCGCCCUGCACGACACGCCUCAAGACUGCUGGGUGGUCAUCUACGACCGCGUGUACGACAUAACUACUUUCCUUUAUGAGCACCCUGGUGGAGCAGACGUGAUGCUGGAAUACGCGGGGCAAGACGCAAGCACCGCGUUCAGGAGUUCAGGCCACAGCCGCCACACCGGCAAGACCCUGGACCGGUUCCUCGUGGGAGAGCUGCCCAUGCACGAACGCAUGUACCGGCGCCCCGGCGGCAUGCGACUCAGCGACAUACCUGACUAACCGGUAGACUAAUCACUUGAAACCACGAUGUGUUCCCACCAAUAGCGAUUACAAGCACACGAUAUUUUUUCUACAGCGAUUCACGUUCAGAACUAAGGUUCUAUAAAAGGUAAAUAAGUUUACCUUAGCGAAUGCUUAAACGCAACACCAGAAUUGUACUCUGAGUAGACGACAUAUUGAUGUUUAUUUCAAUCCAAGUGACUCUUGUCACCAAGUUCAAACUUGAAGUGCAUAAUAUCAUAAA
Messenger RNA from Ostrinia furnacalis (Asian corn borer), 1055 nucleotides. RefSeq names its product cytochrome B5-like protein. The record is from RefSeq and is a predicted model, not a curated record. The transcript is spliced from 3 exons. Gene Ontology annotation, cellular component: intracellular membrane-bounded organelle; membrane. The coding region runs from base 341 to 811 and encodes 156 amino acids. Lineage: Eukaryota; Metazoa; Arthropoda; Insecta; Lepidoptera; Crambidae. Gene Ontology annotation, molecular function: heme binding.